Molecule: messenger RNA, 2049 nt
Organism: Closterium sp. NIES-65
Lineage: Eukaryota; Viridiplantae; Streptophyta; Zygnematophyceae; Desmidiales; Closteriaceae
Source: the annotation of a GenBank genome assembly
AUGGACCGGAGCGUUUCGCCGUUACCCAACCGGACACGCGUCGACAUGGACCCGUUAGUGGACACGCUCACGGACGAAGCCGUCGACGUCGACAAGAAGCGCGAGGCUGUCGCUACCAUCCGCUCGUCGCUAAAAAAUAACCCUGAGAACAAGGCGAGGCUGCUCGCCGCCGGCGGGAUCGACGCGCUCAUCGCGCUUCUCCCGUCCAGCGAUCCCGCCACCGUGGAGCACGCCGUCACGUCGCUGCUUAAUAUGUCUUUAACGGAAGGCGUCGAGCCGUUGAUUACCUCCGCCGGCGGGAUAGAGGCCAUCGUGCCAGUUCUUGGCACCGGGUCGCCCGCGGCUCGGGAAAACGCAGCCGCAGCGCUGUUCUCGCUGUCGGGACCCAUGGAGAACAAGUGCAAGGUGCGCGACGCGGGAGCGAUCCCGUUCUUAAUCACCCUGCUGCAAACCGGCAGCCUGCGCGGGAAAAAGGACGCGUCGCUCGCGCUUUUCAAUCUCUCCCUGGAGUCCUCGUGCGUACGCGAUAUAAUCGCCGCGGGGACCGUCAAAGUCCUAGUGCAGCUCUUAACGGACGCGGAGCCAGGUAUGGAGGACAAAGUCAUGGCCGUGAUUGCGAAUCUGUGCAAGUCGGCGGAGGGACGGCAGUCGGUGCACACGGAGGGCGGCAUCGCCGCCAUGGUUGACGUGAUCGACGGCGGGUCGUCGCGCGCGAAGGAGGACGCGGCGGUGGCGCUGCACCUGCUGGCGACGAACAGCGAGGCGUCGUUCCAGCUGCUGCUGGAAGAGGGAGCCAUGCCCGCGCUGGUGAAGCUCGCGCAGUCGGGCUCCGGGCGCGGCAAGGCCAAGGCAAAAGCCCUGCUGGAUCUGCUGCGUGGCUAUGCAUCGGCCAACUCCCAGAGCUUCCGCCACUCGGGGUCCUUCAAUGGGUCGUACUCGCAGACGUUUGACAAGCGCCCGCCCAUGCAGGCUGGCGAGAUCCGGGACAGGGGGCUCACGGGCGAGCUUAGCUCGUGCUCGUGCCUCGCGUUCGACGAUGAUGUUCCCGAUCCUGGCGCAGCCAUCCCCGCCUAUCAGCCACAAUCGCAACCCGCGAUCGCGUCGGGCCCGCAACGGUCGUCGCAAAUAACCGUGCCGCGGCAGUCGAUAGACGAUUUCAAGGAGGCGACGGGCAACUUCGCGCCGGGCAACAUGCUAGGCGAGGGGUCGUUCGGGCGCGUGUACCAGGGCUCGCUCAACGGUCGCACAGUGGCCGUGAAAAAGCUUGAAGCGAGCUCGCAGCCCGACAACGAGUUCCUCGAAGGGGUGGCGACGGUGAGUCAGCUACAGCACGCGAACGUGACGCAGAUGAUCGCAUUUUGCGCGGACGGCCCUCAGCGCGCUCUGGUUUUCGAGUACGCCACCCACGGCAGCGUGCACGACAUACUGCACGGGCGCAAGGUACCGCGCAAGACAGACGACCCGCCCAUAACCCUGACAUGGCACCAGCGAGUCAAGAUAGCCCUGGGAGCAGCCAAGGGCCUGGAGUACCUACACGAGAAGGCCAACCCGUCUCUCGUGCACAAAUCCGUCAAGUCUGCCAACGUGCUGGUGUUUGAGGGGUUUGAGGGCAAGAUUGCGGAUUUCAAUGUGGCGAACGAGGCACCGGAUCAAGGGUCACGCAUGGUGUCCACUCGUGUGCUCGGCACGUUCGGAUACAACGCACCCGAGUAUGCCACGCUGGGUCGGCUAACGCAGAAGAGCGACGUGUACAGCUUUGGAGUGGUGCUGCUAGAGCUCCUCACAGGCCGCAAGCCAGUGGACCCCAACAUGCCCCGAGGGCAACAGUCGCUCGUCACAUGGGCAACGCAAGGGCGAUUGGCGGAGGAUAGAGUCAAGUCAUGUGUGGACCCCAAGCUUAAAGGCAAUUUCCCAGAAAAAUCCGUAGCCAAGUUUGCGGCGCUAGCUGCCUUGUGUGUGCAAUAUGAUGGUGACUUCCGUCCUAGCAUGAGCAUUGUGGUCCGAUCACUUACACCACUUGUAAAGGAGUCUGCUCCGCAGGAUGUAUAG